Molecule: messenger RNA, 5415 nt
Organism: Gossypium raimondii (Peruvian cotton)
Lineage: Eukaryota; Viridiplantae; Streptophyta; Magnoliopsida; Malvales; Malvaceae
Product: disease resistance protein RPV1-like
Exons: 11
Coding region: 130-3804 (1224 amino acids)
Biological process (GO): signal transduction; defense response
Molecular function (GO): ADP binding
Source: RefSeq, a predicted model, not a curated record
UUUUGCCUAAGCCUUCAAUCUCUUUCCCAUUUACACUUUUUCUUCUUACAAUCAUACCACAACCCAAGCUAAACUCACUUGCUAUAUUUGUUCUCUCUUUUGCUUCAAGCACACUAUCAAUACUCUUUCAUGGCUUCUUCUUCUUCAUAUUCUACUCUAAUGAAGUAUCAUGUUUUCUUGAGCUUCAGAGGUGAAGACACGCGCCUUAAUUUCACCACUCACUUACUUCAAGCUUUGGAAGACAAGGGACUUGAUGUUUCCUUCGAUGAAGAAAAACUGGAAAGGGGGGAGCAGCUUUCACAAGCACUUUCUCGAGCAAUUGCAGUCUCAAAUAUCUCAAUCAUCGUUUUGUCUGAAGACUAUGCCUCUUCGAAAUCAUGCUUGGUUGAACUCUCUGACAUCAUGGACCGCUAUCGCGUCGGACAACAAAUUGUUCGUCCCAUCUUUUACCAUGUUAACCCCUCUGAUGUGGAGAAUAUUGGUGGGAGUUUUAAGAAAUCCUUUGAUGAGCAUGAAACAAGGAGGUCAGUUGAUGAAGUGAAGCAAUGGAAAACUGCUUUUGCUGAAGUUGGUAAAUUAGAAGGGUGGCAUAUAGAUGGAAGCAUCUCGGAUAGACCUGAAACCCAGUCCAUCGAGGAUAUUGUUGCGUAUGUUAUGCAAAAGUUGAUGAAGCAUCAAGUUUUCUUAAGCUUAGGUGAAGACACACGCCUCAACUUCUCCAAUCACCUAGUCAAUGCUUUGGAAAAAGUAGGAAUUAAUGUCUUCCCCGAUAACGAAACACUGAAAAAAGGAGAGAAACUUCCACCAACAUAUUCUCGAGCAAUUUCGGCCUCAAAUCUCUCAAUUCUCGUUUUAUCUAAAGCCUAUGCUUCUUCAGAAUCACGCUUAGAUGAACUUUCUGACAUCAUGGAUCGCAAGCACAAUCCUACUGACAAACAUAUUGUUCUUCCCGUCUUUUACCAUGUUGAUCCUUCCGAUGUGCGAAAUAGUGGUGGGCAUUUUAAGACAUCCUUCGAAGAACAUGAAUCAGAGCAACCAGCUGAUAGAGUAGAACAAUGGAAAACUGCCUUUGCAGAGGUCGGUAAAUUAAAAGGUUGGCAUAUAGAAGGAGGCAAAUUUGACAGACCUGAAACCGCGUACAUUAAAGAUGUUGUUGAAGAUGUUAUAAAAAAGUUGACGAAUAUUGGGUUUGAAAGUGCUUCUGAAGAAUUGGUUGGAAUAGAAUAUCAGAAAAAUGCGAUUUUGAAGCUGAUUAAGCAAAAAGACUGUCGUGUAAUAGGACUUUGGGGAAUGGGUGGUCAAGGCAAAUCAACACUUGCUGAGGCUGUAUAUAAAAAACUCUCUUCAGAGUUUGAAAGUCAUUGGUAUCUUCAAAAUGUUAGAGAGGAAAUAAAAAAACAAGGGAAGGAAUCUUUACGAAAUGAAUUUCUUUCGAAAUUAUUGAAGUCAAAUGUUGAUAUAAGCACCCCCACCAUUGGACCCAGUUUUUCUCAAGAGAGACUCAACAUGAAGAAAGUACUUGUUGUCCUUGAUGAUGUUGAUGACUCAGACCAAAUAGUUUGUAUGGGUGUUAAACAUUUUGGUUAUGGAAGUAAAACCAUUAUAACAUCAAGAGAUAGACAAGUGCUUGAGAGUGGAGGAGCUGACACAAUACAUGAGGUGAAAGGGUUAAAUGAGAACGAUUCUCUUCAACUUUUUUCUACCUUUGCGUUUAAGCAGUUGAAUCCCGCAGUUGGCUUUCAAGAUCUAUCCCGUAGGUUUGUAAAGUACACUCAAGGCAAUCCACUUGCUCUUAAAGUUUUGGGUUCUGAUUUAAAUAAAAGAAGUAAGAAUUAUUGGGAAAGUAAGGUGGAGAAGCUAAAGGACUGUCCCCCAGAAAAGAAAAUUUCAGAGACUUUGAAAAGUAGUUAUGAUGGGCUAGAUUUGGUAGAGCAGAAUAUAUUUCUUGACAUCGCAUGCUUCUUUAAAGGGGAACCCUUAGAAAAAACAAAACUUUUUCUAAGUGGCUGUUAUAAGGGUGCAGAGUGUGGAAUAAAUAAAUUGGUUGACAAAUGCCUGAUCAAUGUCUCAUAUAAAGAGUUAUCUGAUUUUUAUUUUGGAUAUGAAAUUUCUAUGCAUGAUAUGCUUGAAGAGAUGGGAAAGGACAUUGUUUGUCAAGAAUCUAAAACCCUUGGUAAGUGCAGUAGACUAUGGAAUCCGAAACACGUGGAAAAAGUGCUCAAAUAUAAUAAAGGAACUGAUCGAAUUCAAGGAAUACAAGUAGACAUUUCACGUAUAAGUGACCUAUUAUUCCAACCUUCUGUUUUUGAAAGCAUGAUUAAUCUUAGAUAUACUGUCUUCUAUUUUCCUUGGUAUUUUUUGGAGGAAGAGGACGAGGAUUGUAAGAAGCUAUAUACAUACCAAGAUGAUAUUAUAUCUCUUCCGGAUGAGCUAAGGUAUCUUCGAUGGGAUUAUUACCCCUUCAAAUCUUUAUCAUCAAGUUUUAAUCCAAAGAACCUUGUUGCAUUGAAAUUACCAUAUGGAAAUAUGGAACAACUUUGGAACGAAGGUCAUCAGGAUCUUGUUCAUUUACGGAAAAUUAACCUUUUUAGAUGUAAAAAUUUAAAGAAGAUCCCUAAUUUAUUAGGAGCCGUCAACCUUGAAAAACUUGCCUGUGUAGAAUGCGAAAGUUUGGUUAAACUUCCUUCCCUCGCCCAUUUGACAUCACUUAGUCUCAAGAAGUUUCCGGAGAUCCCAAAUAACUUUUAUGAGUUAGAUUUAUCAGAAACCGGAAUAAAAGAAGUUCCUGAUUUCAUUGAGCAUCUCGACAGACUUCGAGAAUUGAACUUGACAAACUCAAUGGUAAAGAAAGUAUCAAGCAAUUUUUCAAAGUUGAAAUCCCUUAAUUAUCUAAAUCUUAGAGGUUGUCCAAUCGUCAAAUCCUUGUUUCCAACUGUUGAUAUGCCCUCACCAAGCUUGAAGUAUAUGCAUAUGGAUCGUUGCAGGAGCCUCAAUUUACUCUCAGAGCUUCCACCAUAUCUGACCUACUUGAAUGUAAAUGAUUGCACAUCAUUGGAAAAAGUUUCCUUUGCAGAUCAAAAUUUAUAUCAGUUUGGUUAUUUAGAUGCUGAUGAUGGUUAUUCUAACGAGUUUACCAUGCUAUUCUUUAAUUGCUUCAACUUGAAUCAAGAGUCAAUUAAUAACAUUGAGGCAAAUGCCAUGCUCAAAAUUAGAUCCCUAGCUAAGAAAUGGGCAGCGAGAUAUGAUUGGUUCAGGUUUUCUGUUUGGUUAGGUUUGUUUUGUUGUUUCCCUGGAAACAAAAUUUCAGCAAAUAAGUUCAAGUGUCAGAGCAUGAAUUCUUCCUUAAGUUUGAAGAUAGCCCCAAAUGGGGGUAGUGGGAGCAGAUUUUUGGUUUUUUCUAUCUGCCUUGUGCCUGAUCUCACUCACUGCUAUAGCUUUAGUCAUGUUGAAUGUUUUUGUGACUACCAACUUACAGUCGCCGAUGGUGGUUAUGAAAAGUUCGAAAGUACCAUACCUUUCUCGGCUGCUAGUAAGCCAGAGAAAUGCAUGGGUGAUCACGUGUUUAUUCUAUCUACCAUCGAAAUGGUUAAAAGAGACCAGAAUUAUGAGGAGGCAUCAUUUGAAUUCUAUAUCAGAAAUAGGUGGUACAAAGAAAAUUUUAUCAAGGUGAAGAGAUGUGGUGUUCAUGUAUCUUACGUUGAUGCAGAGAGUGAAACUGAUGCUAUAGAAAUGGUCAAAUGGACCAAAAGAAGCUUUAGACAUGACGGUGAAGAAGGGGAUGGAUGCCCUAAACGAUUGAAAUAGUUUUUAUUUCUUUUCAUCUUUGGCUCUGGUUUUCAGGAGUUACAGCUUCUCAAUUAUGUCAUCCAAACGCAUAGGAGUAGGUGUUUCCUAUUUGUUGUGAGAUUCGAUACUCAACAGAACUUGCAGAUUAUGGAUGGUUCUGAUAUCCUCUUUCUCACCAACAAAACAAGUUCCCAUGAAAUUUCUGGUAUUAAAGUCAAGUUUGUGACCAAUGCAAAAAAUUUUUAGCCAAUAAUGAGUUGGAGCUUCAGCCAUAUAAGGAGGAACACCUAAGCUGUAAGAGCUUCAAUUUCUUUUACUUGAUGCUUAUUUUAUUUAUUUGUUUGAACUGAUAUUUUGAGACAAUGCAAGUUGUCAACAUAUUUUCCUUUUUGAUUCUAUUCAUAUGAUGGUUCAACGCAAAAUUGAAGGAAUCUUUUGAAUACCUUUUCUGGGCUCUGGCAAUUCAGUCUUGGUGGAGAAGUAAGUUACCUUUGACUUAUUAUUAUGAUUUUAGGUUCAUCUAAUGCUUAUUUUUUCUAGAUUUAUCAAAGAAAUUCCGAGAGUUGCUCGUAUCUCAAAUCUUGUGGUAUGAACACAUGGAGCUGGAGGCAAGCGUUUGACGGCUAUCAUUCUCAAGUUGGAUUGGUGAGCUUAUGUUUAUCCCAUUGAGGAACCCAAGAAGAUACUGGAAAAAUAUUAAAUGAUUUGAGUUUAGUUUGAAGUGAAGAGCUGGUUCCAUGUUGACUCCAUAGGAUCUGUGGAGAACUUCAUUCAGCUUCAUUGAAAAGUAGAGAUUUAAUCAUCUGUCGCAGAUUAAGGCUGGGUUUGAUAUGAUAUCUUCUUUCUCACCAACAAAAGCAAGUUCCACUAAAUUUCUAGUGUUAAUGGAAUGAAGAUGUCAGUGAUUGGUUUAAGAAAAGCAGAUGAGGAAACAGAGUCAAGACGACAUUAAUGGCAGAUGAAUUUUCCCAGUUGAUAUCAUUCAACUUUGCUUCAAUGCUUUCUGGUUUUUGGAGCUUUGGAGAAGCCAUAUGCUCUUGCCCAUUUAGCCUUCCUGGUGUUGAUCUUAGCUGAACAUGUUAUGCGGUUGCAGUGUGAUGUUUGUGUCUUGAAACAAACGAUGCCAUUUUCCAUAACCAUUUGCUGCAUACAGUGAUUCUUCGUUGUGAAUUUACAGUCACUGUUUUGGGAGAAUGAUGUUAAGCGGGUGCCGGAAUUCCAGCAGUCGUAGAACGUGGCUGUGAUUCAGCUAUUAUACUGUGCUUGAAGCUUCCAACUAGAGCAUGACAGUUUCAUUGUGUAUCAAUUCAACCUCGGAUACUUUUGGGGACGUAUCCGAGCUAAUCGAUUGAUCCUUCAAGUGAAAGAUAUUGAUUUUCGUAAAUGUCUUGCCAAGGCAUAUCAGCCAAGGAUGGGGUGGAUCGGAUUUUAAUGUUCAUGGCAUUGUAUUUAUUGACAUUAUACAUUAUGUUGUAUUGUUGUUUUUUGUUUUACGUGUUGUUUGUAAGCUCCGACUCAAGUUAGCAGUUGAAGCCAUUGAGGCUUUAUUUUAAGGUUUACACUUUGUUUCCUUUAUUUUAUAUGAUCUUCAAACGAUGUUUAAUCAAAUUUAUUCCACUUGAUUGUAAA